Linnemannia hyalina is the source of this 6189-nucleotide messenger RNA. Lineage: Eukaryota; Fungi; Mortierellomycota; Mortierellomycetes; Mortierellales; Mortierellaceae. The record is from the annotation of a GenBank genome assembly.
AUGGAAGUUGACUCUCAGGACCAACGCGAUGUGCCGAUGAAGGAUGCCGAACAAGACAACAUUAGGGUCUCUACUGUAGGCACUCCCUCAUCGAAGGGCGACGUUCUCAGGAUUGUGGAUCAAACCAUCGACGACGGCGGAGCUGUUAAAUACACAGUUGUAUGGGAAAACGGCGAUACCACAGAGGAGUCUGUGGAAGCCCUAGGCCAGUGGGAUGAUCUUGUUCAGGAAUACGAACACAGCCAAUUUUCAAAAUCAGAAGUCAAAUCCAACACUCCUUCGCCUCCACCAGCGCAGGUAAAAAAGUCCAAGAGCGAUGGCGAUUCUUCCAAGCGACGGUCCUCCCUCGCCUCGCGGCCUUCUAGGACGAAAGCCAAGGCCAAUGUCCAGUACUUUGAGGGCGGCGACGACUCGGAUGAUGGUGGUGAAUACUCUGGAUCUCGAGGAGGCAAGAAGGCGACCAAAUCCAAAAAGGCAACAUCUAGCGGGGACGAUGUUCGGGAUCAGGACCAAGAUACACCCCCUGCCUCAACAAUCUCGGCACGCGGUUAUCCACGACGAGCUGCACAAUCCGUGGCCAGGACCCAACGGCCAAUCGAAUCAUCGGAAGGCUCUUCCGACGAGUCAGCACCCCAAAAGCCUAAACCCGAGCGUAAAGCGGCGCCGGCGACGUCAUGGGCAACAGUACCCAAGUCCAAAAGGACUAUUGCUGCCACAUCUACUGAGUCAAGCUAUGUCCAGGCACAUCAUCCAUUUUGCACACGCUGCGGUCAACGAGGCGAGGUCUCCAAGCGCAAGUCCAAAAAGAAGAGCGACGACGAGGAGGAUGACGAACCCCUGGGAUCACUUUUGCUCUGCGAGUGUUGUUCAGCUGGAUACCAUCGUGCUUGUCUCCGAAAGACCUACACUGACAGCCUGAUCGGGACUGGAUUUCGGUGCGAGGCCUGCAUUAAGACCAAGGGAGCAGAAUGUCUCGAGUGUCAUGAAUGGGUCGGUCGGACGCCUCCACCAACACCUACCGCAAAGCCUACAGAGACCACAGCCAUGGAUACGACGCCACUAACGGAUGCUGGAGUGACAGCAACAGUGAACGGGGCGGAUGGUGAAGCAACAGCGGGCGGUGCCGCUGCAGCCACUGUGUCUACAGCUGAGACAACAUCUGACAGUCCAUCGACGGAAGACUCUGGCAAGCCUUCAGAAGCAACAGAGGAUUCACCUUCGACAAAGUCAGAGGAUUCUGCCGAACCGACAGUCGAGCCUCCCACGAUAUUGUUCAGGUGUUUCCGCUGCACGUAUACCGCUCACGACAAAUGUCUCAAGCGGCUGUCAACCAUGGAUCCAGGAAUCAGUCAGGCCGAGAUCAUACGGCAGUACAGGAAGGACUGGAAGUGCCAUCAAUGUCUGGAGUGGGAUAUGGAGCUGGAUCUGAUUCUUGCGUUCCGUGAUGUCCCCAUCAUUUCUGCUUCGAUUUCUACCGCCACCAACGAGACUCAGGAUGCUGAUGUGGAAAUGCAGUCAGUCGAUACCCCUAAUCCCUCCACACCGAGCUUAUCAGAGUCGACCACCAAGGAUGGCAGCACCUUCACUCAAGCACCCAACACCACGCGCGAGCUCCUUAUCAAGUGGAAGAAUAUGUCUUACAGGAAGCUGACCUGGGUACCCGCCUACUGGGUCAGCCAAGUGGUGUCACCCGCCAAGAUCAAGUCAUUCUGGAAGCGGACGCCAGGCCCUGCAGAAAUUUCUGAUAUUGUGCCACCGGAGUGGCUCCAGGUCGACAAGGUCCUAGAUGUCAUCUUUGAUACCGAAUAUGACGGGUCAGAGGACGACAUGGACGCGCUCGACCACAUCCAGAGUGUCUUUGUCAAGUGGAAGUCGCUGGAUUAUGACCAAUCCACCUGGGAUGAACCAGACGAGCCUGAUAGUCCCCACUAUGCCUCGUUCAAGGCAGCCUUCAAGGAUUGGGUAGCAGCACAAAAGAUCCAGAUCCCUUCUCGCGCCAAAAAGGGACGGUCUGGCGUUCAGCCACGGCCAGCAAACCAGCCACCAUUUGCCGAGUUAAAGGAGCAGCCUUCUUACAUCAGUGGCGGCACACUCAAGGACUACCAAAUGGAUGGUCUCAAUUGGUUGCGGUACAAUCACUCAAAGGGUGUCAACAGUAUCCUGGCCGAUGAGAUGGGCCUGGGUAAGACUAUCCAGAUGGUGGCGUUCGUGAACACUCUGUUCCACCAACUCAAGGCCUUCCCAUGUCUUAUUGUCGUCCCCAACUCGACUUUGACCAAUUGGGUCCGCGAGUUUGCCAAGUGGUCGCCUGAUCUUCGUGUUGUGGCCUACUAUGGUCCCCAGAGUUCUCGGUCAGUUGUUCGGGACCACGAACUCUUCCACCGUGGCACUCACGACCUCAAGUGCCACGUCGUGGUGACGACAUACGAGAUGAUCGUCAACGUUACCGACAGUGUCCUGUUCAGGAAGAACUCAUGGGAGUGUCUGGUCGUCGACGAGGGUCAGCGUCUCAAGAACGAGAACAGUAUGUUGUUCGUCAAACUGAACGAGCUGGUGAUCGAGAACAGGGUGCUGUUGACUGGAACGCCUCUGCAGAACAACAUUCGCGAACUGUUCAGUUUGAUGAACUUUUUGGACCCUGUCCAGUUCGCUGACGUGACUGAGCUCGAAAAGAAGUACGAGAACCUCGACAAGUCUGCCGUCGAGGAGCUGCACGGAUUGCUCAAGCCAUUCUUCCUUCGUCGUACAAAGGAUGAGGUGCUCAAGGACUUGCCUCCUAUGAGCGAGGUGAUUGUCCCUGUAGGCAUGUCUGCUCUGCAGAAGGAGAUCUACAAGGGCAUCCUGGCGCGUAACCAUAAGUUACUCCAGUCGAUCACCAACCGUGGAGGAACUGCUUCCAACCGCAAGGCUUCUUUGCACAACAUCCUUAUGGAGCUCCGCAAGUGUCUGAAUCAUCCCUAUCUCAUCGAGGGUGUCGAGCCCAGAUACCUGAACACUGCAGAGCUGGUCCACAAGAGUCUGAUCGAGGCGGGUGGCAAGCUCGAGUUGCUCCACAACAUGCUUCCCAAGCUGAAGGCGAACGGUCAUCGCAUCCUCAUCUUCUCGACCAUGACCCGCCUGCUCGACAUUCUGGAGGAUUACCUUAAUGGCGAACGAUACAAAUUCGUCCGCCUCGACGGAAGCACGAGCAGCAACGAUCGUCAGGCCAGGAUCGACAAGUUCAACGCCCCCGAUUCAGACGUGUUUGUCUUUUUGUUGUCGACCAGAGCUGGAGGAGUCGGCGUCAACCUGGCGACCGCAGACACUAUUCUCAUCUACGAUGUCGACUUCAACCCAAAGGCAGAUAUGCAGGCCCUUUCUCGCGCCCAUCGUAUAGGACAGAAGAACAAGGUCCUGGUUCUCAAAUUCAUGACUAGGAACUCUGCCGAGGAGCGCAUUGUGCAGAUCGGCAAGAAGAAGAUGAUUCUGGAUCACUUGAUUGUCGAGCGUAUGGAAGACGAGAACCUGGACCCCGUUGAUGUCGAGAGUAUUCUCAAGUUCGGUGCCAAGGCUCUCUUCGAGGAGGAGUCGACGACGAACGAGGAUGUCAAGUACGAUGACGCCGCCCUAGAUGCCCUUCUCGACCGCAGCAAGAUUGAGCGCAACAAAGUAGACGAGAACGGAGAGUCCAAGGUCGGCGGUUUUGGAUUUGCCAAGGUCUGGACCGAGACCAAGGGCAUUGUGGAUGAGGAGAUCCCCAUCGAUGCACCGCCAGAGACUGAAGAGCAAGGAUUCUGGUCCACCCUGUUGCGAGACCGUCUGGCGAUGGCGUAUGCUCAAGAGGAGGAAACCCUGGGUAGAGGGGCUCGUCGCAAGACUGUCCUUUCUUAUGCGGAGAACGGUAACAACGAUAGCCCCUCCAAUAAGAAGCGCAAGGCAGGGAAGGAAGUGCCGAAGGAAGAAGAGGAGGACUAUGUCGAUCAGGAGAUGGCGGGAUCGGAGGUAGAAUCGGGCGAUUCUGAUGCUGGAGGUGAUCCAGAGAACGUGAUAAAUGAGUUGGAUAUCGGCAAGCGAUCAAAGAAGAGCAAGGGGCUUGCCUACGAUGCGAACCAGUCACCUUCGCAGCCGACCGAUAUGGAGGGCCUGGAGGAUGGCUCGAGACCUGGCGGAGAGCACCACACCAAUGUAGAAGGAUCGACUGGCAAGAUCAAGAAGGCACGCAUGCAGCCACCGUCGCCUUACCAGAUGCAUGCAGGACCGGGAGGCAUGAUUCCUGGACGAGGCGGAGCAGCUAUGGAUGCUGCUCAAAAGAAGCCAGGGCGCAAGUCACCACCGUGCCUUGUCUGUAGCCGGAGCCACCGAGACCGGUGCCCAGAGAGCCAAGAUAUACCCCUCGUGUUGGAACGGAGGCAACAGAUUGCCACCAGCAACCACCCCGAUAAUUACAAGAACAUGGCGCUCGCUGUUCUCGACCGGUUCUUGCUGGACAAGCAGAUCACACCCCUCGAGCUCCCCAAGGGUAAGACUGCCAAGAACCUCACAGCGGCAGCAGCACGGCUCGGCAGCUCCGCAUACCAGGACAAUCUCCGGUCGAUGUCCAUUGGCAAGGCCUUUGUCCCUACCAUCACCCCUGGUCACUGCAUUGUCUGUAACCAAAUCCCUUACCACCUGCCGUUCCAGUGUCACGAGUCCAAGAAUAUCCAGUUUAUGCAGGAGCGCUGCAGGGCGAUCACACUGGAUCCUACAAUCCCGGACAGUAAGAAGCAGGAUCACAUCGCGACAAUCAAGAUGCUCAUCUCAAAAGAGGCGCCGGCAUUACCUUCGCGGGGUCAUGCUGCUCCCGCUUCAGCUCCUCCAGCAUCUCGACGCCAAGCACCAUGGGGUGGAUCCGGCCCUCCUGGACCUCCAUCGUCCCAUAACGCCUCCUCGCGCAAUGUACCUACAUCUGCAGCGGCUUCGGUCAUCCUGGCAGCAGCAGCAGCUAGCGGCGGAUCUUCUGGCUCCUCAUCCAAGCACUCAGGUCAAGGCCAGCGACUCAGCCAGAGCGGUCAGGGCCAUCAAGCCUAUAGCACCCAGAUCCCUCCUCAGUUCAUGAGCUCCAGGCCUUCUAAGGGUGGAUCUCACGGUUCUCCUUCCAACUCUGGCCAGGCUGCCUCACGACAUGAUGGUCCUCGUCAGCGCGAGUACAACUACAACCCCAGGACGAUGCCCCCAGCCGCCGGACCUCACUUGACGAUCGGUGCACGAGAAAGCAGCAACUAUCAGCCUCGGAAGCCUGCUUUCCGGGGGGACAAUGGCACGAUACAAGUCCCAUCCGGUCGUGGAGGCGGUGGCGGUGGCGGCCAUGGUCCUGCUCAGGAAUACUCCGGCUCAUUCAGCAAUCGCGACUAUGGACGGGAACCUCCGCAAGGAGGUGACAACUAUGGUCGUGAGCAGGAGCGGGAGCGGGAUCAUGCAAACUAUGGAUCUCGGCAUGGUCACCCUCAGGAGCCACAGGAACGAGAGCACGACCGUGACCGUGACCGCGAACGCGAUCGUGAACGUGAACGUGGACACCAUCACCAUAGUCACCACAGUCACCACCAUGACGGACGCCUUGACGACGUCGCUCGGUCUCAAGACUUUUCGCAAGUAGACAACGGCUCUUAUGCUAACAAUAAGACUGCUCGUUAUCCACAGGAGCUUUCGCCGAAACAGCACCGCUAUCCUAUGUCUGAGCAGCCACCGCAACAGCAACACCAACACCAACAGCAACAUCAACGACAGCAAUACCCACACCACCAUUCUCAUCAGGUCCAUGCCAGCAGCAGUGGUAGUUCCCGACCUCAACUUUCAGGUUCUAUGUCCCCACCCCCGCGUGAUGAUCAUCGCAGGGUUGGACGGCAGCAGCAGCAGCCGGGAGAGUUGCCUGGAAUGGAGAACGGUGACCGACGACGCCCUUCCGGUAGCAGCCAGCCUGAACGAGAGGUGGUGAUGGAUGAUGAUAUGACCUCUUCUCCUCCACUUGAGCCGCGCAAGCCUAAUGGAUCUUUGCAACUAUCGCGGAAACCGCUUCAACAUCAACAACAAUAUCAGGAGAAGGAGAGGUUUGACCAGGGCGAGGAUCUGUCAGAGAGACAGGACGUGUUUGAGCCCUCAACAAUGAGACCAACAAGCAACAACGAGCCCGUUUCAGUCCAAGUCCAAGUCCAAGUCCAAGCCCACGAGUAG